Molecule: messenger RNA, 2084 nt
Organism: Rhincodon typus (whale shark)
Lineage: Eukaryota; Metazoa; Chordata; Chondrichthyes; Orectolobiformes; Rhincodontidae
Product: MAP kinase-activated protein kinase 2-like
Exons: 11
Coding region: 443-1606 (387 amino acids)
Biological process (GO): protein autophosphorylation; intracellular signal transduction; peptidyl-serine phosphorylation
Cellular component (GO): cytoplasm; nucleus
Molecular function (GO): ATP binding; calcium/calmodulin-dependent protein kinase activity; calmodulin binding
Source: RefSeq, a predicted model, not a curated record
UGGAGUCACUACUUCGCAAUUGGAUUCUGGCAACAACAAGAAAGUUAGAUAAAUACUUCACUGGUCAGGAUGACAGCAUCCUCGGAUAUCUGGGUUAACCAUUUCCGAAGAUGAUUACAAGGGAAGUUAGGAGAAAGAGGGAGGGAGUUGUCUAUGUAUAUGUAUGUGUAUAUGUUUCACCUCUAGCUGCAUUUCUUUUAUAUUCGGCCUGGAGCUGCCUUCCACCUCCGAGCUGCGGUAUGACCUUGCCCUGAGCUCUCAGGACUGACGUGUUCAGGAAAUCAGCUGAUCGCGGAGUCCCGAGGCUGGGCGAGAAGCAGCAGCAACCCCCUCCUCCAGCGGCGUCCGGACACUAGGUUCAUUUCCAGUCGGAGCCCGCAGCCCGCAGCCCCUCCCUCUAUGUCCCCCGCCGGCUGCUCUGUCUGAUUGUGCUGCCUUCACCAUGCUUCACAACGGCAACGACUCUGCCCCGUCAUCGCCCGCUAAGUUGAGUAAAGCAGCUGGAGCCGGAGCCCCGAGCCUCCUCAACCACCCACCGUCCCGGCCCGAGAUCAAGAAGAAUGCCAUCACUGAUGAUUACCGAGUGUCCACUAACGUCCUCGGGCUGGGAGUCAAUGGCAAAGUCUUGGAGUGUAUCCACAAGAAAACGGGAGAGAAGUGCGCCCUGAAGAUUCUCUAUGAUAGUCCUAAGGCACGACGAGAAAUCGAUAUGCAUUGGAGAGCCUCCAGCACCCUCCACAUUGUCCAAAUCAUCAAUGUCUAUGAGAACAUGCACCAUGGAAAGCGCUGUCUCCUGAUAGUGAUGGAAUGUAUGGAAGGAGGUGAAUUGUUCAGCAGGAUCCAUGAUCGAGGUGAUCAGGCAUUUACCGAGAGGGAGGCCUCUGAAAUAAUGAGGGAUAUAGGGAGUGCUAUUCAGUACCUCCACGCAAUGAACAUUGCUCACAGGGAUGUCAAGCCAGAAAACCUGUUGUAUACAUCGAAAGAUGUGAAUGCGAUCCUCAAGCUCACGGAUUUUGGGUUUGCUAAAGAAACAACACUUCACAACUCUCUAGCGACACCAUGCUACACACCGUACUAUGUUGCUCCAGAGGUUCUGGGUCCUGAGAAAUAUGACAAGUCGUGUGAUAUGUGGUCCCUGGGAGUGAUCAUGUACAUUCUGCUGUGUGGGUAUCCUCCAUUCUACUCCAAUCAUGGCCUGGCCAUCUCUCCUGGAAUGAAGAAAAGGAUUCGAAUGGGACAGUAUGAGUUUCCAAACCCAGAGUGGUCCGAAGUCUCUGAGGAGGCAAAAGACCUGAUCCGACAGGUGCUGAAGACCGAUCCCACUGAGCGAAUGACAAUCACCGAAUUUAUGAACCAUCCCUGGAUUAAUCAAUCGAUGGUGGUUCCUCAGACUCCACUCCACACAAGCCGAGUGCUCCAAGAAGAGAAAGAUAUGUGGGAGGAGGUGAAGGAUGAAUUGACAAGUGCACUCGCCACAAUGCGUGUUGACUAUGAUCAGGUGACGAUUAAGGACUUGGACAAAACCAGUAACCCCCUUUUAAACAAGAGGCGGAAGAAACAGACUUCAUCAGCACGGUCCUCAUCAGCUAUCUGCAGCAAUCAGUGAAGAGAGAACCGAACAACAACAGAACUGGGGAUGCUUUUCAACACAUGGCGAGAAACCAGAGGUUUUUAAAACUUCAAUGUGCAGCCUGAGCGAAGGCUGGAGAAAAAUAGAGAGUGGUUUCUACUGUCAUAGACAACAGAACUGGGAGGUUGAAGGCAGCUCCAUUGUGCCGCUGCUGUCCCCCGCAUCCCAGUCCCCCUCCUUUCUGUACUGUUGUGUUGCAUUUUUUUUUAUAUCAUGAACUGUUUUAAUUAGGUUCAAACUUUGCAUUGGCAUUGAUGAACGAAUGACAAAGAAAGAGAAGGCCUUAAACGGAGUACAUUUAAUUCCAGCUCUGACCAUCUCGCAGACCCAUUUGCAGAAAUGGCUACCAUGUCAUGUGUUUUUCCAGUGCCAACACCAACACAGUUUGUGCUGAGGACCUAUUGCUGAGUUGUCAUUUCAAUAUAAUUCUUUGUAAUAAAGUUACUGAUUCGUA